Molecule: messenger RNA, 1910 nt
Organism: Phoenix dactylifera (date palm)
Lineage: Eukaryota; Viridiplantae; Streptophyta; Magnoliopsida; Arecales; Arecaceae
Product: putative pectinesterase/pectinesterase inhibitor 41
Biological process (GO): cell wall modification
Molecular function (GO): enzyme inhibitor activity; pectinesterase activity
Source: RefSeq, a predicted model, not a curated record
AUGGCUUCCAAUACCAUUGGUUUUCUCCUCCUCUUCUCCUUCCUCUUCUUCACUCCGUCCCUCUCCGGCACCUCGCCAUCGGCCCCUGUCACCCCGACUACCGCAUGCAACUCCACGCCUGACCCCAACUUCUGCAAGUCCGUCCUCCCGUCGCGAGGCACCCAAAACCUUUACACUUUUGGCCGCUUCUCCCUCGCCAAGUCUCUCUGGAAUGCCCAGAAGUUCUUGAAUUUGAUCAACCGCUAUCUCGCUCGCCACUCCAGUCUAUCCCUGACCGCUGUCCGAGCUCUCGAAGACUGUCAACUUUUAUCUGAACUCAACAUCGACUUCUUGACCUCAGCCGGGGUUACACUGAACUCCACCAAUAAACUGCACGACCCCCAGGCUGACAAGUUUCAAACCCUCCUCUCGGCCCUUCUCACCAACCAGCAGACCUGCCUCGAUGGCAUCCAGGACGCCGCCUCGGCGUGGUCGAUCAAAAAUGGCCUCUCCGUCCCCCUCUCCAGUGGCACCAAGCUCUACAGUGUCUCUUUAGCUCUCUUCACCAAGGCAUGGGUCCCAAAAACCAAGAAGACCAACUUGCACCAUACCUUCAUUCCUUCAAGGGUCUCCAAGUCCCGGCUCCUCAUGGGUAGGAGCUUAUUGUUCCAUGAAGCCGAGAUCGGCCAAGACGGGAGCUUGCCCUUGAAGAUGUCGAGGCCGAACCGAGAGCUCUUCGAGAGGAGGAUCGGCCGGAGGCUUCUCCAGGAGACGGACACCCCGGUCCCGGUUAACGACAUCGUGGUGGUGAGCCAGGAUGGGAGUGGGAACUUUACCACCAUCAUGGACGCCGUGGAUUCGGCUCCUGAUAAGUUGGAUGGGAGCAGUGGAUACUACUUGAUAUUCGUGGAUGCUGGAGUCUAUGAAGAGUACGUGGUGAUUUCGAAGAAGAAGAAGUAUUUGAUGAUGAUCGGAGAUGGGAUUAACCGGACGGUGCUCACCGGCAACCAUAGCGUUGUUGAUGGGUGGACGACCUUCAACUCGUCAACCUUUGCUGCUGUUGGCCAAGGAUUUGUGGCAAUAAACAUGACCUUCCGAAACACCGCCGGCCCUCGCAAACACCAAGCGGUCGCCGUCCGGAACGACGCCGACCUCUCCGCCUUCUACAGCUGCAGCUUCGAAGGCUACCAAGACACCCUCUACACGCAUUCCAUGAGGCAAUUCUACAGAGAAUGCGACAUCUAUGGCACAGUAGACUACAUAUUUGGCAAUGCAGCAGUGGUAUUCCAGAAUUGCAACAUAUACUCGAGGCUACCCAUGCAAGGCCAGAGCAACACCAUUACUGCCCAAGGCCGGACCGACCAGAACCAGAACACCGGGACCGUCAUCCAGGGCUGCAACAUUGUCGCGGCACCUGAUCUGGCCUCCAACAGCCGGUCCACAAUCACGUACCUUGGCAGGCCAUGGAAGAAUUAUUCCAGGACGGUGAUCAUGGAGUCCUUCGUGGAUAGCUUAAUCGAUCCCCGGGGGUGGAUGCCAUGGAAUGGGGACUUUGCUUUGAGUACUCUCUACUACGCCGAGUUUAACAAUACUGGGCCUGGCUCGGACACCAGGAAUCGUGUUGCAUGGCCGGGAUUCCAUGUUAUUAAUGGAACCGAUGCGGGCAAUUUCACGGUGAACAACUUUAUUCUUCGGGAUAACUGGUUGCCUCAGACUGGAGUGCCUUAUUCCAGUGGAUUUCUUUGAUGGGCACGUACGGCAAGGUGGUUAAUUUCUCUGUUUUUAUUCAUAAUAUUGCAGUUGCAACUAGAGCUUAAAUUUUCAUCAGUAAUAAACUGUAUCAAUAGUCGAGCGUUACCAAAAGUUUGCUCGAUUUCGUCAAUUCAUUUGUAUCACACCGGUCGAAUAGAAAAGAACUUGUAUUUUUGUUA